CAGCGCAAUACUGCGCUUGAAAUCCUCGAUUCCUGUUUCCAUCUAACACAGUGUCACAACAUCAUCCAUGGCUUCAUAUCCAGGCAGCGACAGCAGAGGUGGCUUUGCUCCACGGAGAGGGCGAGGCCGUGGUGGAAGAGUCCCGUUCUUUGCGAAGCCCAAGGAACAGGUGAAACCUGAUCUUGAGAGACAUCCGCUUGGAGACCUUAUCAAGGAGUUUCGCAAUUCGGAUCUGAGCUUGAAACCCGCAGCUCUAGCAGAGAUAUCCGAUUGCCAGUAUGUAGCAUCCUACAAUUGGCUCAACGGCAAAGUACCCACCAUUGUCAUUCCAGGAAAACCUCCUCAGUGGACACCACUUCCUACACCACGGCGUCUGCCAGAGGACUAUGGGCAAUACUUUCGUGACCCCAACGCCGCUAUGUAUCCCGAAUAUCCAAUGGCACCCGUAGUGCGUGCUAUUAUUGAGACCAACCCUGAAUUCAACUCUGCGAGCACCGAUCUCUUCGCUUGUGGAAGCACCCUUGGCAACCUCCUCCGCUUCGCUCGGGGUGUCGACAAAGCUUUCCGUUUCAACAUCGAGGUCGUCGGCGAGACCGUCUUCUUCGUACGAAAAGAGAAUGACCCUAAAGAAGUUAUCAAAGACGUUAGAGGCUAUGGUCAUACCUUUCCAGAGGCAUACACCACAUGGGAGCAGAGCGUUAAAGGCUCCGAAACCCACCAACGCAUCAUACGAUAUGAGUUCGGCGGCUUGGAGUGCCUCGUGCGGUUCGAGAGUGACGGCUAUAUUGAAACGGCCGGAGCAGUCAAUGAUGCUACGCAUUCAGAGAGCGCCAAAGACCCCGAUGACCUUCUGGCAGCACUCCAAGACACAUCGAUCAGCAGGCCAUCAGACUUCAUGAUAAGCACACAUGAUGCUUUGACUGUCAAACAGGGUGGAACCACGGUGCUGCAAGACGUCAUUUUCGAUCUGAAGACGCGCUCAGGGAAGUACAAGAAAGACAUAGACAUGAGCGACAUCCACCCAGCGCUCUGGAUCAAACAGAUAUCCAACUUCAUCGUCGCCUAUCACAACGGUGCUGGACUUUUCGAAGACAUCCGAGUGCAAAAUGUCAAGAACGAUGUGCAGGCCUGGGCCAAAGAUAACGAAGAAGGCAUCCGCCGCUUUGCCACACUUCUAGAUACGAUCGUUAAAAUCGCUAGAAGUAACGCAGGCAAGUUGCUCGAGGUGUAUUGCCCUGGGGCGGACCGCUUGGAGGUCCGGUUUCAGUAUGGCAAGGGUGUGCACGCCUUGCCUGCAGACCUGGCAGACCGCUGGGAGAAGACUUGUAUUGAUGUCGUCUCUACGCAAGAUGAUGAAUCCGAUCAGUUCAGGUUUAGCGAUGGGGGUAUCGGUCUAGGAGAUACGUACGAAUUCAACACUGGCUCUGACGAUUCCGGAUCGGAGCCAGACUACACUGCUUGUUCCGCUCACGAUUGUGGCUACUGUGGCAGGUGCACGUAUUGAGAAUUGUAGGCUAAAUCACAGGCACGGUUUAUGGAAAGCAAACAGCUAGAGCGCAAUUUAUUGUAGUUCUUAUGAAAAGUUUUUAUUCCGUUCAUUUGGAACCUUGUUAGCGGCUAGUGCUAGCCUUUUGGUUCAAUCUCUGAUUAUAGCGUCUACUUCUAAUUCUUUUCUGGAGGCUGCUCAUAUUCGAUGAAAAGCUGUCAUCAAGGUGGCCGUCUUGCUCCGACUAGCCUACAAGCGGCACUUGGGACCCAUACUUCCUUAACCUUGCGGGGAUUUGUCACAGGACCGUAACUACAUAGUUUCCAUAGUGGUCUUCUUCCUGGAAGAGUUGAGGGUCAAGUGGCUGUCGAUAGGCCUCGAACCGCUGCUGAAC
Molecule: messenger RNA, 1880 nt
Organism: Alternaria alternata
Lineage: Eukaryota; Fungi; Ascomycota; Dothideomycetes; Pleosporales; Pleosporaceae
Exons: 2
Coding region: 68-1504 (478 amino acids)
Source: RefSeq, a predicted model, not a curated record